CCCAAAAAAAAAAAAAAAACCCAAAAUGGCUCCUCCACUUCACUCUUCAUCAUCUUCUUCUUCUCCUCUGAUAAUCCUCAAAACCAUAUUCAUUAUCCUUCUUCAAUCACCUAAACGGACAAGAUCCCAAUCAAGCCUCUGUAGAAACUCUUGUGGAAAUAUUCCCAUAAACUACCCAUUUGGGAUCGACGACGGUUGUGGAAGCCCUUAUUACAGACACAUGCUGGUUUGUUCCGACAACGCCAAACUCGAACUGAGAACUCCAUCUGGAAGAUACCCAGUUAAAUCCAUAAGCUACUCUGAUCCUCACAUCCUUGUCUCAGACCCUUUCAUGUGGAGUUGCGACGACAGAGAGAAUUUUCGACCCACCAGAUCUUUCAGUGUCGAUUCAAGCACUCACUUCACACUGUCUUCUCAGAAUGAUUACCUCUUCUUCAACUGCAGUCAAGACAGAGUUAUCGUCGAGCCGAAACCGCUGUUUUGCGAGAGGUUUCCGAGCAGAUGCGACUCUUCCUGCGACAGUUCCAGCUAUCUCUGUCGCCAUUUGCCUGAGUGCGGAUCCCUGUUGAGCUCUAGGGUUUCUUGCUGUUCUUAUUACCCGACAUCGAGCGAGUCUCUUAGGUUGAUGCUUAGAUACUGUGCCACGUAUACAAGCGUGUACUGGAGGAGUGUCGGAGCGAGCAAUGCUGCUUACGAUCAGGUUCCCGAGUACGGAAUCAGGGUUGAUUUCGAGAUUCCGGUGACUACGAGGUGCCUUCUUUGUCAAGAAACCACCAAAGGCAGUGGCGUUUGCGGGUUUGACACAACAACACAGAGUUUCUUGUGCCUUUGUAAGCAAGGCAACGUCACUACUUACUGUAAAGAUCCUAGCCUCUUGAAGCACAAGAACGUAGGAGCAAUAGCAGGAACAGUGACGGCGGUGUCGGCUGCCGGAGUGAUUGGCAUCGGCGGAGGAAUGUUUUGGUACGUGAAGAAAGUGAGAGCCAAAGCGCCGGUUACUUGUGGAGUUCAGAGCAACGAGAACAGGCUUUUUUAAAUAAAUUAAAGCCCUAAUAUUCUAAUGACAAUUAUGCAAAGAAGAGGUUUAUAUUCUUUUUGUUUCUUUUUAUAACUUUAUUUUCUCUCUCUGGCUUUUAAAGUUUUGUCGGAUUUCUUGGAUUUCGAUCUUUGAGUUUUGUAUAAUGCAAGUUUUUUU
This is a messenger RNA of Tarenaya hassleriana, 1195 nucleotides long. RefSeq lists its product as uncharacterized. NCBI's taxonomy places the organism in Eukaryota, Viridiplantae, Streptophyta, Magnoliopsida, Brassicales, Cleomaceae. The coding region runs from base 26 to 1036 and encodes 336 amino acids. The transcript is spliced from 3 exons. The record is from RefSeq and is a predicted model, not a curated record. Gene Ontology annotation, molecular function: polysaccharide binding.